This is a messenger RNA of Orbicella faveolata, 4111 nucleotides long. RefSeq lists its product as uncharacterized. NCBI's taxonomy places the organism in Eukaryota, Metazoa, Cnidaria, Anthozoa, Scleractinia, Merulinidae. Gene Ontology annotation, cellular component: mitochondrial outer membrane. Gene Ontology annotation, biological process: mitochondrial fusion; mitochondrion localization. Gene Ontology annotation, molecular function: GTPase activity. The record is from RefSeq and is a predicted model, not a curated record.
UGUUAAUUAUAACAGAGUAAUUGAAUUUUCUUGAGUUCAUUUAAAACUACUAAAGUAAAAGGAUUUUUCUUGUUGUUGCAGUUACUGUACGAGAACGAUACUUUGAGAAAUUAAGGUAUAUAUCGAAGAAGAUUUUUGUCAUUGAUGGAGUGGAAAGAUUUUACAGAAGUAGCCGAAAAGGUAAAGAAGUUAACAGAGAAGUUAGAGGGAGAAACUGACAAGACUGAACAUAUUUGCGAGUCAUACAGCGAGCUACUACGUGAAGAGCUAGCAACGCCCGAGGAGUGUAAAGAUUUAGAUGAGUUAACCAAAUGCCUUAAGGAAAUACAGCUUGAAUUAAAGAAAGUACAGGAAAAAGUGGCGUCCGAGGAAAUACUUAUUAAAUUCGUAGGGGCUACCAGCAGCGGCAAAUCUUCCCUUAUAAACGCCUUACUCCGAUCACGUCGCCUGCCGGUUGGAUUCAUGCAGACAACGAUGUGCUCAAUUAAAGUUUGCAUUACAAGAGAGGAAAAAUGGAGUGUUACUGUAACAGGAGAAAAAGGCGAAACAAGGUGUCUAUCAGAAACAAAAGACGAAAAGGCUAUAAUGGAUCUCCUCAGCCAAAUGAGUGGCCAGAAACAUAGCAAAGAUCGGAAGGACUUGGGAAUUGGCCCUCGUAGCGUUGUCCAAGUGAAUUGGCCUGAGCAUCUAUGUAAAGAUCUGCCGCCUAAUGUUGUCCUGUUUGAUACACCUGGUCUUGGAGAGGAUGCUAAAAGCGACGAAGUUGUCACCGAGUCGUGCAGAGAAGCAGAUAUAAUUGUAGCCGUCAUGGAUGCUAUGUCCCCAUCAAAAGCUACAGUCACAAGGCUAGUGAAAGAAGUAAAUUGCCAGUAUACCUUCGGCGUCUUUACGAAAUGGGACGAAUGUACAAGAAAAGCACAAGAAAGCGAAGAUACGGUUGAUUUGGAACAAGCACGCAAAGAUUGCAAACAGAAUUUCGAGGAUGCUUUGGAGAAGCAAUGCGAAGUGUUCUUUGUUGAUGUGAGAUGUGAAAACAACAAUUACGAGGGGUUUAAAAAGUUUGAGAGUGAACUAGCAGCUAGUGCAACUAAAUUAAAAGGUGAAUCUCUAAUAAAGCAAGCAAAGUCUGUAAAUAACAAAUCAAUCGAGAUCGCUGGAAAGUUAAAAGGCAUCGUUGACGCCAGAAAAGAACAAACGGCAGCUAGUAUAAAGAAGAAAGCAGAUUCCGUGCAAGAAUGCAAGAAUUCUUUGGAAGAGAUGAAUCGUAGUUUCAAAAGCGCAGACGAAUUGAACGAGGGUGCUUUUAAAGAAGACACACAAAACGAGCUUUUGAAAGAUUUUGGAGACGGAGUUAGAGAAGGUAAACCAGAAGAUGAGGUUCACGCGGAAUUUAUUGCCAAGGUAGACGAAUACACCCGAGACACUAUGGUCAACCAAAGACAUAAAAUAAGAAGUGCUUUCACAAAAUGGGCAGAAGAUCAUAAAUGGGACUUAAACAUGAAUGAGUUUGUGUCGGAUAAGAUUCCGCCGUGGGAAAAACAGGGAUUAUCACAAAAGGAGUACGAUUGGAAACGGGAUCCAAAUGCGUAUCUCACAAACAACUACCUUAGUGCAGCCGCAUUGGCUGGAGCAGUUUUUGGUGGAGUAUUCGUUGCAGGUGCAGGUGUUGCAGGUGUGGUAGGGGCGAUUGCAGCAGAUUCUAUACCAUUUGUGGCAGGCGGAACAGCUGGGGUUUCGGCUCUCGGCGGUACUGGAGGAUUAGGCGGAACGCUUUUAGGCUUCUUUCGUCUGGGAGACCGAAUUAAACAGUCUUUUCCAAUCAGUGAUUACAAGGUAGACUGCUGGAGGAAAAAAUUGCGAGGCAAUGUGCUAAAACUUCACACAGAUUGCAGAGGUCUAAUCAACAAGGAAAUCAAACGGUUUGAAAAGGAAGCCUCCAAGAAGCUGAAAGAUGCCGAGGCCAAGAAGAUAGAAAAAAUCAAUAAACUUCGCGAGAAGAAGCACAACUUAACCACUCGGGCUUUAGAAAUGCAGGAGAGUCACACGCACCUCAUGGAAACAAACACAGAAUUUGAUGAGCUGCUGGCUGAAUUGCUGAAAGCUGACGAGGAAUCACGCGCCGGGAAAGCAGCUACAUGCGAAGCGAUUUUGUGUGGUUAACUGCUUCGCUGCUGGAUGAACCCACAGUCUGUUGAAGUUAAGUUACACUUACUCAGUACAUGUACAUAAAGGGGCACCCAGCGAAUAUGUUCCUUUAAACAUCUGUUUCCCUGAUAUACUUUUGUUGGCUGUUUAACCUUUUGUAAGUAGGCUUUUUUUUCCUGGGAAAUCAUCGCUGAGAAAACUUUCUUUUCUUGAAAUUUGACACAUGGAAAUUCGGUGCUUGCUGGGGCAAGAUCCAAAGAGUAUCUGCCACGGACGUUUAGAGUGUCAGUUUAAACGCAUAGGACGGAUGGUUUGGUGCAAUAUCUGCAACAAAAAACUCAUGUCUGUAGACGGUUAUGCUUCUCUGGCUGGGAAAAGUUAAAUGUUUUUUUUAACAGUCGUAACCAUGACGCUGAGAAAAACGAACAAAAAUACCUUAAAUGCGUCAUAUUUGUCUGUAAUGAAGAGGAUAAUGAUUUUUAGCAAAUGUUUUCGUUGGGUGCUCCUGUAUAUAAAAAACACUUCACUGUUACUAUGAUUAGUUGGUCAAUAAUUCAAGUCAGGUGCAUAUUCAGAACAGAAUUGAUUUCGUUAGCAGGAAGGAAUUUUUUUCCUUUAGUGUUAAUGCUCGCGUAUGUAAUCAGUAACACUUGCAGUGUUAAGGAAGAGGUCACCGUAGAAUUCGUCUCCAGUUGUACUAUGGGAACGUGGGAACAUUUAGAUCAGGAUGCGCAGACUAGAGUGAUCACACGUCUUGAUUAUUUUAGUGUUAGCAGGGGGAAUGACAACUCUUCAAAGUUAGAAAGUUCCUCGAUUUAAAGACUCCUUGGCCACUGCGUUUAUGGCAUGUAUUAAUUAUUAAGGAAUAUUUAGGGUUAACGUGCUAGCUAGACAUGUUCUGGUAGUUUCAACCCUAGCAAACUACUAGUUAAUUGCUAGAGAGCUAGCAAUAGUUACAAUUAAAUUAUAUUCCUAUAUCUAUAUUACCUUGUUUAUCCAAGCUUUAAACGUAACCACUGGUUAAAAUCAAACAUAAACCUAUAUACAUGUAUUGCUUUGUUUAACCAUACAUGGUUUCCUGUAUUUUUACACAUUUAUUUAGGUAAGCCUUAAUUAACUAACACGUUUGAAUACAUUUAUGUACACGACGCUUGCUGGUCACUGGUCAUGGACUGAUGACAAUCGCCAACAUUGGAUGACAGAUAGACGCUAAAAGGGCAUGUUCAAGACUCACGAUGAUUUAUAAUUACUUUAAAUGGAACCAUUCUUUUGUCGAAAGUGCAUGGUGGAGGAUUACAACAUACUGGGGGUCUUACAUUUAACAAAAAAUUCCGGUUUGAAUUUCUGGAACUUUAAUUCCAGUGGUGCAUAGAAUAGCGUUUUUCGAUGACAACCACGCGAGGUGUGGUACCUCAAUUUGACCAAUGUCAUACCAGUUUAAGGAUUUAGCGAUUGAAUGGUUCCCACAUCGGAAACUUAGCAUUUCACGGAUCUCUUAGAACCUUUUCGAGGAAAUUUCCCCACCAUUCGCCCCGUUCCUACUGUUGCGGAAUUUUUGGUCCAAUGUAAAACACCUUGAAUUACUAUUUUAUUGAUUAUUGCGUGCAAAGUCCUUGGCUUCAAAAUUUCAUUAUUGUCUUGCAGGCUCCAUUCUCGGUCAGUCGGUGAUUUAUUUUUUUAGCUGUUUUGCUUCCUGUUUAUUUUUUUUAAAUCUGAUAGAACAGCCUUCAACAGUUUUCUAUUGCUGGUUAUUACACUUAAUCGAACUUUUUUACCAUGCGCAAAGUCGGCCAAAAAUCCGGAAAUUUCAGGUUAGAGACUUCAGGACAGUAGACAAGCUAUUUGAUUGGCUAACGGCGAAGUUGGGGACGGUACGAAAGUUAUAUUUGUUCCGCAAUUAAUAACAACAAUAAUCUGUCUGUAUUUUUAUAAACAAUUAUUGGAUGAGGUUUUUGUGAUAUCCAGA